AUGGCUCCGCACCCGAGGCGGCAAUUCUUAGUGCUACGGAAAUGGCGCACAGACCUUCCCAGGGGUGGGUGCGUUUUAGUAUCCACAUCCGUGGACCAUGCCACCGGCCAACCAGAGGACGGGGUUCAAGCCAUGAUUGUCAGCUCACAGUAUUUAAUGGAGCCUUGUGGAAUGGGACGGACCAGGCUAACCUACAUUUGCAGAGCGGACCUUAGAGGACGUUCUCCCGACUGGUACAACAAGGUGUUUGGACAUCUCUGUGCGAUGGAAGUCGCUCGUAUCCGCAACUCUUUCCCUCCUCUAAGUCCAUGUGGACCUGAAACAAAGCUCUAA
This is a messenger RNA of Staurois parvus, 333 nucleotides long. The record is from the annotation of a GenBank genome assembly. Lineage: Eukaryota; Metazoa; Chordata; Amphibia; Anura; Ranidae.